Mesorhabditis spiculigera is the source of this 453-nucleotide messenger RNA. Lineage: Eukaryota; Metazoa; Nematoda; Chromadorea; Rhabditida; Rhabditidae. The record is from the annotation of a GenBank genome assembly.
AUGUACCGGACCAAGCCGCUGCUGGCACCGCCCAGGCCUAAAUUGCCGCUGGUGCUGUAUGUGAUUUCGAUUGUGCUGUCCUGCCUGCUCUUCUACUGGUCUGGGCUUUACUGCCGUUGGAACUCGUGCACCGAUCGCGUCAGCGAGGCCUGGAAGAGCAAGCAAUAUGCACAGUACUUCCCAGCCUGCGUAGCGCCGCUGAUCGGGCUCUUCUCGGUCUUCUGGCUGUUGACAAGCCUUGUCUACCCAAAUACACCGUGUCAUCAGACCUACAAUUGCAUGGAAAUGCCAACCUCCGUCUUUUGUUCUCUACUCGCUGGAGUGUCAGCCGUCAUCGAAAUCCACUACUCGAUUGAAUACGCAGAGCCGAGCUGGAGUGAGCGCUGGAGCUGGAUUACGGCAGACGCGAUCGCCCUCGGUGGAGUUCAUGCCGUUUUGGCCUUUGCACUACAA